This is a messenger RNA of Rhagoletis zephyria (snowberry fruit fly), 1578 nucleotides long. It is a transcript of the gene Alr, whose product is annotated as Evr1_Alr domain-containing protein Alr. Gene Ontology annotation, molecular function: flavin adenine dinucleotide binding; flavin-dependent sulfhydryl oxidase activity. Gene Ontology annotation, cellular component: mitochondrion. The record is from RefSeq and is a predicted model, not a curated record. Lineage: Eukaryota; Metazoa; Arthropoda; Insecta; Diptera; Tephritidae.
UCACAGCUGACAGCGGUUGCGCCAAUAAAGUCUUUCACUGCAAUUAAAGGGGAAAUUUUCAAAUUUUAUUUGAUUUUAUUUUGACUGCAGGUUGUUUUGGAAAUAAUUAUGUCGAAACACGAUCCGUAUGGAACACCGGCCAAACCAGAUAGCAAUUGCCGCACGUGCACAGAUUUUAAGUACUGGUCAAAACAACAACGGCAAAUAUUUCAUAAGGCGGAUACGUCAAAGGAAACCAAAACAGAAGCGAGUGAAGCUGCGCCAAAUGGUUGCCCAUUGGAUAAAGUGGCGUUAGGUCGCGCAACAUGGGGUCUACUACACACAAUGGCGGCAUUUUAUCAAGAUAAUCCCACUGACCAUCAAAAAAAAGAUAUCAAAACAUUUCUUGAAGUGUUGUCGCGCGUUUAUCCAUGUGAGCACUGCGCCAAGGAUUUCCGCAAGGAUCUCAAAGAUCAUCCUGCGCAAGUAAACUCACAAUAUGAAUUUUCGCAAUGGCUGUGCAAGUUCCACAAUCGGGUCAAUGUCAAGUUAGGCAAACCACAAUUUGACUGCUCUAAGGUUAAUGAACGAUGGAGAGAUGGCUGGCUAGACGGUUCAUGUGAUUAAAGUAUUCAUAUUCUCCUGUAAUUUCCAAUACCAGGUGGUGGGCUAACACAAACCAAAAAAUUAUAGAAGGCCCUAGUAUAAAGAGACAAAUGCCGUUAUUAUAAUCGUUUCAUAAUUGCAAUUAUGUAGAUUGUAAUCUACACUUAGAUAGUAAUGAAUAAACAAAUUGUAAAAUUAAAAUGUAAAGAUUUAAGCUGCCUAAUCUAAACGAAAAACUGUCUACAUUCAAAGAUGUGCUAUAUAUUUAUUUUAUAAAUGCUAUUUUACUUAAAGUAAGAAAUCUAAGUUUCACUGCAGAAAUAAGAAAUCAUGGAGUUUUUACCUGCGUGGUUUUUAUGUAUACUGAUUUGACCCAGAUAAUGAGAAUAUUAUGCAGCAGGAUUUUAACGUAACUUACCAUUUCGGCACACAAUUUUUAGAAGACUAACGUUAAAUCUAAUUAUUUCGGCCUAUGCUGAAUAUAUUCAGUAAAAGCGACGAAGCAGCCAUCGUCAGCCAUUUUACUGAUGCGCUGACGAUCGUCGACGAUUUUCGGUAUAGAGCCGAUUAUUAUUUUAGUUAGCAAAAUUUUCUCAUUUCACCGGAUUUAUCUGCAAAUUUCUACAAAGGCUUUUUGGGCUACAAUGUCAAAGUUACAUUAUUAGCAAAUUUAUUAUAAAGUUCGCAAAGAAAUGAACCGGCAAUGCAUAUAAUGGAUUAUUUUGGGCCUAAAAAUAAAUCACAUAUAAAUCCGCAUUCAAGUAAUGGAUUGUAACUUUGUCUUUGGAUAUUUGCCCUAAUUAUUUCGACUAAGUUCUUUGUAAACGAUAUAAAAUACUUCACAAAUCCUCAUACUUACCAAUGAGCCGAAAAAGAAAUUAAAAUUCCGCUAUAAACGGCCUUCUGUCACUUCAAUAGCAUAGCAUUAAAGGUUAACUAAAGUAUAUAUCGUCGUUUAAAGUACAAAACCGCGUAUCAACAAAAUCCAAAACC